Molecule: messenger RNA, 981 nt
Organism: Lepus europaeus (European hare)
Lineage: Eukaryota; Metazoa; Chordata; Mammalia; Lagomorpha; Leporidae
Gene: ZPBP2
Product: zona pellucida binding protein 2
Exons: 8
Coding region: 1-981 (326 amino acids)
Biological process (GO): acrosome assembly; binding of sperm to zona pellucida
Cellular component (GO): acrosomal vesicle; zona pellucida receptor complex; extracellular region
Source: RefSeq, a predicted model, not a curated record
AUGCGAGCGUGGGUCCUGCUCUCGGCGGUGCUCUGGUACCUCACAGGAGUUGGAUGGCAGCGUUCUUCCUUACUCAGUAAGAAAGGCUUCAUCUAUGGCAAGCCAGGACACCCAGUGAAAAUAUAUGUAAAAUUACAUCAAAAUAGCCCAGUCCUUAUCUGUAUGGAUUUUGUACGUUCUAGAAAAGAAACAGUGGAUCCCACCUACUUAUGGGUUGGGCCAAAUGAAAAGACAUUAACAGGAAAUAAUAGAGUGAAUAUAACGACAACAGGAAAAUUGAUGGUGAUUGAUUUUAUGGAGGCUUUGUCUGGACUUUACACAUGUACUCUUUCUUAUAAGACUGUUAAAGCAGAAACCCAAGAAGAAACUGUAGUAAAGAAGAGAUAUGAUUUCAUGAUCUUUGCCUAUCGGGAACCUGAUUAUUCAUAUCAGAUGGCUGUACGUUUUACUACCAAGUCUUGUGUAGGAAGAUAUAAUGACCUGCUCUUUAGAGUGCUGAAGAAAAUCUUGGAUAAUUUAAUCUCUGAUUUGUCAUGUCAUGUCAUAGAACCAUCAUAUAAGUGCCAUUUUGUUAAAAUUCCGGAACAUGGUCUCGUACAUGAGCUAUUUAUAGCUUUUCAAGUUAAUCCUUUUGCACCAGGGUGGAGAAGUGCAUGUAAUGCAUCUGCUGACUGUGAAGACAUCACUAAUCAUAAUAUCCUCCAGGCAAGAGAUCGGAUAGAAGAAUUUUUUCGAAGUCAAGCAUAUAUUUUCUAUCAUCACUUUAAUGAAACUCUACCAGCUAUGCAUUUUGUGGACCACAGUUUUCAAGUAGUACGUUUGGAUAGCUGUCGACCAGGCUUUGGAAAAAAUGAAGGUCUACACAGUAAUUGCGCUAGCUGUUGCGUGGUUUGUAGUCCUGGCACUUUCAGUCCCGAUGUUGAUGUUACUUGUCAGACCUGCGUUUCUGUCCAUAUAUACGGGGCUAAAUCUUGCCCAUAA